Messenger RNA from Myxocyprinus asiaticus (Chinese sucker), 1764 nucleotides. Its product is annotated as RING finger protein 122-like. The transcript has 7 exons. Gene Ontology annotation, molecular function: zinc ion binding; ubiquitin protein ligase activity. The coding region runs from base 623 to 1021 and encodes 132 amino acids. The record is from RefSeq and is a predicted model, not a curated record. NCBI's taxonomy places the organism in Eukaryota, Metazoa, Chordata, Actinopteri, Cypriniformes, Catostomidae. Gene Ontology annotation, cellular component: endomembrane system.
GGAGAGCUGUGAUCCAGACAGCGAAUCACAUGAGCAGGGAUCUGUUUACAAACUGAACUGAGCAGGAGAGUAGUCAUCGGCACCAUUACGUGGAGGCAGGGCUGGUGGAUAAGGCAACAGGAAACACACAGGAAGCUCAUCACUUUGUAUGGAGGACACAUUUUAUAUCCUUAGAAUUUUCAAAGCGGACAAGCCAGACCAGAUGGCGUGAGGAAGAGACACAGCCCGAUGCCUCUCCCAGCUUGAACGGGGCGCAUUUACAACGUCUAGCUCUGACGGCUGUGUGCCACAGCUCUUCCUUUCCUUUGUUACCGGGGAAAACGCUUGAUUGUAGCGUGAGGGCGAUAAUCUUGAGGGAGACAUAGCAAAGCAAGAAGACUAGAGGAAGUGGCUGACGGCAGCAGAGGAAGGGGAGUUUUUGGGAGAAUAAAGCUCAGAUUAUUCAUCCGGUUUUGAGUGAGGAGAUCAGCCCACUCUUUUGGCCCAGUUUCAACAGUUUCCUUGGACACAAGUUACUGGAUUAUUUGGUAUAGUGGAGCAAUCUAGCGCCUGUUUUCCUGAAUCUUUUUUCAACGGAUGCCUGUGUGAUCCAGACUUACAGAUUCCUGACAAAUUCUGCAAAAUGACUACAGACAUCAGCGGUCGUCUUCCACUCAAUGUCUAUGUAAUCAUCCUUGGGAUAGGCCUCUUCAUCUUCAUGUUGAGUAUGAUCUUCUGUUGCUACCUGUUCAGAUUGAGGCGACAGGGCACACAGGAACAAUAUGGCUAUAAUGAGGUUGUUUUAAAAGGUCCAGGGAAAAAACUUAGCCUUCUUGGACAAACCUGUGCUGUUUGCCUGGAGGAGUUCCGAAGCAGAGAUGAACUCGGGGUUUGCCCCUGUUCACAUGCUUUUCACAAGAAGUGUCUUGUGAAGUGGCUGGAAAUUCGCAGUGUCUGCCCCAUGUGCAACAAGCCCAUCUGCAGGCUCCAGCCAGACCCUCCACAGGGAGCCGAGGGGCCCCAAAACCCCCUGGAGGUGUGAGAAGAGGCCACAUUGCUGGUCAGAGAUAGGCAGGCUCUCCGUGUGCAUCUCACACACCAAAGAAAAAAAAAACACCACACCACUGGAGAGGGAGGAUUAUUCCUGAAAAAAGGCCCCUCUUCACCAAUCACCAGAUUUCUCCUGCAUAGAUGGGGCGAGGGAGGGGGGUGGGGGUUUCCCAGUGGAACUGAGCUGAUGUGCCAUGUUCCUGGUCAUAAUGUAGCAUGCAGUGGGAUAAAUUGUGCCUUGGACUCAACAAACAGGAGAAGAGAUUUUGAAUUUGAAAGAUAUUCAGAAUAUUCAGAUUCAGUUGAGGCCCGGAGAGUUCCACAAAAAGGAUGGCCUGAGUAGACACUGUUCAAUAUGUACGCAUAUAGCUUCCAUUUAAGAAUGACAGAGGUCACUAUAACUUCAAUAUUAAAGAGACCUCAUAUGUGAAGUUUAGGAAUGCCCAUUUACAGAAUUCAAAGCACUGGCCCAAGCCCUGAACUUUAGGAUCUGGGAUAUCAUAUAUUUUUACUCUUGCCAACAUUUUAACAUUUGAUCUUAAAAAUUCAUUUGUUAUGAGUUACCGGGAGCGUUCUGAGAGCUCAUGUCCUUGUUGAGAACCCACGCUGCCAUCCAGAACCAUAGGACCAUAAGAUUUGUAUGAAAUGAGAAUUUGGUUAUUAAGUCAGUUAUUUAAGGUAGUUGUUUUGUACUAUAUGUGGCUCUCAAUAAAAUGUAAUGUUUCUGUGAUAAAA